UCUGAGGUUGAGACAUGCUGUAAGAAAGAACAGCUUCACUUAUUCUAACAGAAGCUUCCUGCCAUCCAUACAGUAAAUAUCCUUCUUGAUGUUAAAAAGAACUGAUUAAUCAGAGAGUCUCUGUAGGUUCUGAUUGACUGAAAGCUUUGACACAAUGGCAGGCUCCUUUCAGGGGAACUGUCUGUGUGGCGUCCUCGGUGCAGGCCUGUUUAUGGCAGGAUGUGCAUUCUUCAUCAUAGCAGCCUUUCCAGUUGUUCAGAUUGCUUUGGGCCUGGUUUACAGGGAGGAGUGCCCAAUAAGACCAGUCAUCCCAGUGUAUGUGAUGGUGUUUGGGGUCUUGGCCCUGCUGGUGAUGGCCAUGUUCACGCUGCCAAAGCUCGUGUCUCCUGCAGCAGAGAGUCAGACCAUCUGGAAGGUCGGUGUGGCCAUCCUGCUCCUCGCGUCUUUCAGCUGGCUUCUCUUCGGCAGUUAUCACAUUUAUUCCAUAUAUCCACCCAACUAUAAGAAGAACAUCACGGGCUCCACCAGGCGGACCGCCACCCUUCCUGCACCUGACAGCCUGACGGCCUCCCAGAACCACAGCCUUCAGAACCUCACACACACCCCGAUCUUAUUGGGGUUGAAUCUAACUGGGUCCCUCAACACCACCGAUGGGAGGAUAGACAGAAACCAGGCAAACAACCAACAACCGUUACCGCAGCUUGUAGCAGUGUCUCCAUACUGCAGCAGAACUGUGUACAUGUUUGCUUUCUGGACCACCACACUGGUUCACGUGUUUUUGGGAAAUGCACUGCUGAUCAUAAUCUGUCUGUUUGGUUUCAUGAAGUGUAUAGAUGUGUUUGUGAAGCAGCUCAAGACCUGAGCUGGCAGCUGAGAUGACGUAGGAAAGCAGGACCAUUAUUGUCCUAAAUAUCGGCACCUCAUGAUACAGGGACGGAUUUAGGAAAUGUGAGGCCCUAGGCAAAGACAGGCAUGGAGCUCUCUGAAAUGAGUAGACACACAUAAAACAGAAACAUCAUAAAGAUAUAGAAUUUUUUUUAUAGA
This is a messenger RNA of Cyprinodon tularosa, 1044 nucleotides long. RefSeq lists its product as uncharacterized. The coding region runs from base 155 to 862 and encodes 235 amino acids. The record is from RefSeq and is a predicted model, not a curated record. The transcript has 4 exons. Lineage: Eukaryota; Metazoa; Chordata; Actinopteri; Cyprinodontiformes; Cyprinodontidae.